Messenger RNA from Caenorhabditis sp. 36 PRJEB53466, 728 nucleotides. The record is from the annotation of a GenBank genome assembly. NCBI's taxonomy places the organism in Eukaryota, Metazoa, Nematoda, Chromadorea, Rhabditida, Rhabditidae.
AUGGAAGACACAAAUGCGGUCGAAAUCUCUAUUAUCAACGUCACCGCCGUCGUUUUCUCUGCCGUUUUCGCCAUUUACAGCGCGAAAAUCAUCUCGGCAAUUUCUUCUCUGGUAAAAAAUUCAUAUAAUUCCGAAAACCAUCAAUUUCCUCUUAUUUACAGGUCAAAAAGCUUGCAAAAAGCAAGGAGAACCCGAUGAUCACACAAUUAAAAGUAAAAAUCGCAGAAACGCGGCGAGAAUUGAACGGAAUUUCGCCGACUGGAGAAUUCGCAAAAUAUUUCAAAAAAGACCGAGAAUUGAACAAAUUGACGAAUGAAUUGACGACCUUGGAGGCUCAAAACUCUUCGGAAACCACGAAAAAUCUGAAAAUCGAUACUUGUGUGCGAGUUAUCAGCCAGGUCUCCUCGUUGGUGCUUUUGCGCUACGUUUCGUCGAUCACCGCCUACUGCAUUCCGGAUACUAUUUUUUGGCCGUUCAACAUCAUCGUGCGCUUCCCAGCUGUGUUUGGCAACGAUUCUUGCCCUGCCGGUACGUUUUUUUCUUGCAAAAAAUUCGAAACAUUCAUAAUUUUACUGAAAUCGCCGCAAAUUGUACAAUAUUUUUUUCCAGAAUUUGCUGAAGUUUCCGGAUUCGCUCUGGCUUUUCUGAUGCUCCACCUUCUGAAUCUCAUCUACAAAACUGUGCGAUCAGCAACCAAAAUAACCGAUUCGGAAAAAAAAUCGAAUUAA